CUUCCAGCACGCCGCCAGACUGCCAGAAUUCUCUGCCAGAGCGCCGCUGUCUUCACCCUCCACCGCCCCCUCGAACGCCUCGAUCCCCCUUCGCCCCCGACGUCUUAUAUCGCUUGCUACAUGGUCUGUAGGGCAAGAACACUGUGUCACUGGGCUUGCUAUGAGUUUGGAUCAGCACAUAUAUGGGUAUGGGCUCCCUUCUACCUGGUUCACGCCCCCCAUGUGCCCCUUCAAUCAAGUCUUCAUGGAAGAGCAGAUGACGCUGCCGGGCUGGUGCAAUGAGUCUGCUGGUGAGCAGCAGCAACUGUCUAUGGCUUCUCUGCCUGCUGGCACGGUCACAUCUGCCAUGUAUAAUGUCCCAAUUGUGGUUGGGCUAGGCAGAGGGGCAGGCAGCACCGCACGGUUGUCGUCCGAAGCUCAAUGCCGCCGGCCCCAAGCAUCCCUCAAGACUGCAUUCCAGAACCACGUUGUAAAUUCUUUGACCGUCCAACUUUUCUUCCAAUUUCUUCUUCAUCUUCCCGAAUCAGAGAUCAACUCUUUUCGGCACUUCUUCACUUCGUUCUACGUCAUCCAAUUGUUCAACGCUAACGUGGGUCGUGUGCUAGCUCGACGGACUGGCAUCUUCCAAGUCCAUCCUCCACACCCAAGUCGGUGACGUUUCCAGAUUCAAGCCUCAAGACGCCCAAGACUGAGGCCUUUCCUCAGUCCCACUUCCUCGACGCCUGGUCGACUCCUCGAGUCAAUGGGCAGCACACCCCUGUCCAGACGCCGUCCUUUUCAUUAUCGACGCCCGUAGACCGCCCGUCGAGCUCAUAUAGCCAACUCGU
Messenger RNA from Cucurbitaria berberidis CBS 394.84, 827 nucleotides. RefSeq lists its product as uncharacterized. NCBI's taxonomy places the organism in Eukaryota, Fungi, Ascomycota, Dothideomycetes, Pleosporales, Cucurbitariaceae. The transcript has a single exon. The record is from RefSeq and is a predicted model, not a curated record. Bases 161 to 655 code for a protein of 164 amino acids.